This is a messenger RNA of Chlorocebus sabaeus (green monkey), 1701 nucleotides long. RefSeq names its product cyclic nucleotide gated channel subunit beta 1 (gene CNGB1). Lineage: Eukaryota; Metazoa; Chordata; Mammalia; Primates; Cercopithecidae. Gene Ontology annotation, biological process: retina homeostasis; monoatomic cation transmembrane transport. Gene Ontology annotation, molecular function: protein-containing complex binding; intracellularly cAMP-activated cation channel activity; cGMP binding. The record is from RefSeq and is a predicted model, not a curated record. Gene Ontology annotation, cellular component: intracellular cyclic nucleotide activated cation channel complex; plasma membrane; photoreceptor outer segment.
GUGUCUGAGGGGCCAGCUACUAGUGGCAGCGAGAAGGCAAUUCCUGGCUGGCGGUUGGCAUCUGAGCAGGUGUCAGGAUGUUGGGCUGGGUCCAGAGGGUGCUGCCUCAGCCCCCAGGAACCCCUCGGAAGACCAAGAUGCAGGAGGAAGAGAAAGUGGAACCAGAGCCAGAGCUGGAGGCGGAGGUGGAACCAGAGCCAAACCCCGAGGAGGCUGAGACAGAGUCCGAGUCCAUGCCCCCCGAAGAGUCACUCAAGGAAGAGGAAGUGGCUGUGGCAGACCCAAGUCCUCAGGAGACCAAGGAGGCUGCCCUUACUUCCGCCAUAUCCCUCCAGGCCCAGGGCGCUGAGAGUUCUGAAAUGAACAGUCCCAGCCGCAGGGUGCUGACCUGGCUCAUGAAGGGCGUGGAGAAGGUGAUCCCACAGCCUGUCCAUAGCGUCACGGAGGACCCGGCUCAGAUCCUGGGGCACGGCAGCACUGCGGACACAGGGUGCACAGAUGAACCCAAUGAGGCCCUCAAGGCCCAAUACAUGAGGCCCGGGUCACGGCUGCUCCUGUGGCUGGAGCAGAAUCUGGAGAGAGUGCUUCCUCAGCCCCCCAGAUCCUCCGAGGUCUGGAGAGAUGAGCCUGUAGUUGCUACAGGUGCUGCCUCGGACCCAGUGCCUCCAGGACGCCCCCAGGAAACAGGGCCCAAACUGCAGGCCCAGGAGAGCGCCCCCCUGCCCACGCCCAUCCCCCUGCAGCCCAAGGAGGAACCCAAGGAAGUGCCAGCUCCAGAGCCCCAGCCUAGCUCCCAGGCCCAGGCCUCCUCCCUGCCACCACCCAGGGACACUGCCAGGCUGGUGGCGUGGGUCCUGCACAGGCUGGAGAUGGCUUUGCCGCAGCCAGUGCUACAUGGGAAGAUAGGGGAACAGGAGCCUGACUCCCCUGGGAUAUGUGAUGUGCAGACCAGGGUGAUGGGAGCUGGAGGUCUCUGAAAUAAGGGAGAAGGGAAUCUGGGAGAGCUCAGAUGGACACACGGAUGGAAGGAAAGAAGGAUGCCCUGAAGAGAAGACCUUCCGGGGGGAGGUGGCCACUGACACCCCACCCUAUUUGAACAGCGAACCCCUCCCUGUCCACAUACUCCCAGGCAGGACAAAGGGAGCCAGCGUCACCUGCACCAGCCCCAGAGCCUCCCAGACCAGAACAAGGGGAAGGCCAGCCAUGCGCAGCCUGCAAGAUUUAGGCUAGACAGCAGGACUUACCCCCAGAGGGCUGUGGAAAAGCCCCAUAGCCGGGCGUGGUGGCUCACGCCUGUAAUCCCAGCACUUUGGGAGGCUGAGGCAGGAGGAUUGCUUGAGCCCGGAAGUUCGAGACCACUGUAGGCAACACACUGAGACCCUGUCUCUAAAAAACCUUUUUUUAAUUAAUAAAUUAGAAAGCCCCAUGGAUGGAGGACUCAGUAUUGAGCAUCUCUUUGAGAGGACGCGUGCACAGCCCCCAGUGUGGUACCUGGCACCGUCAGCACCUCGACAAGAUACAGUUUUUCCCAGAAGAGGUUCUCCCUAGGCCUGGCCACACUCUCUCCUUCCAAGGCUUGGGGACGCCAGUGAGCAGCAACAAACGUUUUCAUUAACAUUAAAAGAGCGUAAAUGAGCACAUCAAACCUGUGACUGCAUGAUAUUAUUGCUUAGGAUAAAGCUAAAAGAAGGGUUUAGAUUU